UGGAGAAUUGAACUGAAACUUGAGUAGAUAUGGCAGGGACUUGCGCGGUUGUUCCCUUCCUACCGUGCGCGGUUGCGGCUGCUGUGUUCUCCGGCCUCCUCCCUCCCUCCGCAUCUCUGCCCUUUGUCCCUGCUUGCCCGGCUGCUUCGGUGAAUAAUAGAAGAUGUAGAGAUGAUAAUAAGAUCGAGAAAAUCAACGAGUAAAGGAAGAUAAAGAGACAAACUUGAUGGAUUGUGUGUUAAAAUCAUAAAUGGAAGAAGAGUGAAGAAUGGAGAUGAUCUUGUUGGAGAUGAUCUUGUUUGUAUGUUUUUGGUUUCUUAUUGUUGUAUCAUAUGCAGUAUUUUUUGUUGCAUCGUGUUGUUUUUUGUUGCGAUAUGUUGUUUAUUGUUGUAUCAUGUUGCUUAUUGUUGUUUUUGUUUAUUUAAUUUUUUGUUGUUUAUUUAGACUUCUAUUUGCCUUUGCUACAUCCUUAAAAUCAAAAUACGUGUAUAUAUUUAUAUACAAAAAGCUAAAAAAAAAUAAGAUUUAUGAAUAUAAACAACAAGAAACACAAAGAAACAAUAAGCAACAAAAAAAUGGUAAUCAUCAACACAAAGAAACACAUAGAAACAAUUGUCAACAAAAGCUAAUAAUAAAAUAACAAAAAUAAUAUUCC
Molecule: messenger RNA, 655 nt
Organism: Cuscuta epithymum
Lineage: Eukaryota; Viridiplantae; Streptophyta; Magnoliopsida; Solanales; Convolvulaceae
Source: the annotation of a GenBank genome assembly